Molecule: messenger RNA, 1640 nt
Organism: Alnus glutinosa
Lineage: Eukaryota; Viridiplantae; Streptophyta; Magnoliopsida; Fagales; Betulaceae
Exons: 3
Coding region: 111-1541 (476 amino acids)
Source: RefSeq, a predicted model, not a curated record
UUCGACUAGCAUAUAACCCUCCCCCUCACCAACCAAAUGUACAUGUAUUCUAUUCGGGAAGCCAAAUUAACACAGAAUAUCACUACCACCAAGACUGCUAGGGCUACAGCAUGUCUAGCCAGAGGCGCCUCAACCCAGGAACUGUCGAGCCCAAGGGCCGACCGGUUGGCGGCACCGAGUACAACUGGUGGCGAGCGGUGCCCGGUGGCACUGGCAUAGCAGUCCUCGCUCUCCUCCUCUCCAAAGCUCCAGAUAUUUCAGGCCUGCAAAAUGCCAUCCACAAGCUUCAAGAUUUCCAUCCGAUUCUCAAGUCCAGAUUAAUCCGCGCCCAUUCCAACACAGUCUCCUUCAUCACAUCUCCGGCUCCAUUCGUUCAAAUAAAAUCAGUCACUCUCUCCUCAACUUCUACCAUUCUAGAAUGCGCUCACAGUCCUGAAAACCACUCUAAUAUCUCACCCUUCCAUUUAGUCCUCGAACAUGAACUGAACCAAAACAGUUGGUAUAGUAACACCGUCACCGCCGACAUGUUCUUUGCGACCAUAUAUGCUCUGCCCAACACGAAGUGGGUUGUGGUGCUCCGGCUUCACGUCUCGGCGUGCGACCGCACCACGGCGGCGUCUCUGCUGAGAGAGUUGCCGGCUUUGAUGAGCGAAGGAGAAGGAGAAAGAGAAGGAGGAGAGACGCAGAAGGAAAUGGGGAAUCAAGGGGAGGUCAUGAGUUUGGGAAUUGAGGAUCUUAUUCCGAGAGGGAAGGCUAAGAAGCCUUUGUGGGCACGUGGGGUUGACAUGCUUAGUUACUCCGUCAGUUCUCUCAGCCUCACAAAUUUGAAAUUCCAAGAUCCAAGGUCUCCUAGAUCGUCUCAAGUGGUCAGGCUGCAAAUGAACCAAAGUGAAACGCACAGAAUUCUCGCUGGUUGCAAAUCAAGAGGGAUCAAACUAUGCGGGGUAUUGGUAGCAGCUGGAUUGAUAGCCGCAGACAGCUCUAAACGUCGAUCUGAUAAUCAAGGAAAGAAGUAUGGAGUGGCCACUCUCAUUGAUUGUCGUUCCAUUCUUGACCCACCUCUUUCCUCUCACCAUUUUGGAUUUUACCACUCUGCCAUCCUCAACACCCAUCUCAUCAAAGGAGGAGAAAAGCUGUGGGAGCUGGCCCAGAAAAUCUACGUGGCAUUCGCAAACUCUAAGAACAGCAACAAGCACUUCUCGGACAUGGCAGACCUGAACUUCCUCAUGUGCAAGGCCAUUGAAAACCCCGGCUUGACCGCCUCAUCUUCCUCGAGGACAUCCUUCAUGUCGGUCUUCGAGGACCCAGUGGUUGAUGAUCAGUCGGCCACUCAUGACAUGCAACAAGAUCGGCUCGGACUGGAGGACAACAUGGGGUGCGCCUCUGUUCACGGCAUCGGCCCGUCCAUUGCAAUCUUUGACACGAUAAGGGAUGGACGUCUGGACUGCGUAUGCGUGUAUCCGGCGCCGUUGCACUCCAGAGAGCAAAUGCAAGAGCUUGUUGAUACCAUGAAGGCUGUUCUUGUGGAUGGUGGUAAUUAAUAUAAUUUAGUGAGAUUACUUUCAGUUUACAUGUAAAAUCAGAUGAUACCAUUAAUGCUUGCUGAUAUUUUUUUAAUCAUAAGAUCAAGUACGGUCUUU